GUUUUGUUUUUCCUCGUUCGUCUUCGUCCUGCAGGCAGCAUGAUGUCCUAUUUGAAACAACCGCCGUACACGGUGAACGGAUUGAGUUUAUCUACCUCAGGAGUGGAUUUGCUGCAUCCUUCGGUGGGAUACCAAGCGACCCCUCGCAAACAGAGGAGAGAGAGGACAACCUUUACGCGGGCCCAGCUCGAUGUGCUAGAGAAUCUUUUCUCCAAGACUCGUUAUCCUGACAUCUUCAUGAGAGAGGAGGUGGCCUUAAAGAUCAACCUGCCUGAAUCCAGAGUCCAGGUGUGGUUCAAGAACAGACGAGCCAAACAUCGACAGCAGGUGCAGCAAAGCCAGAGCGGAGCGCAGAAGUCUGUCAGCAGGCCGGUGAAGAAGAAGUGCUCCCCGGUGAGGGAGGUGAGCUCAGAGAGCGUCGCCAGCAGUCAGUUCACGCCGCCCUCAAGCGCCUCCAUCCCUCCUGUGAGCAGCAGCGCUGCGCCGGUGUCCAUCUGGAGCCCGGCCUCCAUCUCUCCACUCCCCGACCCGCUGUCCUGCACCUCCUCCUCCUCAUCCUCCUGCAUGCAGCGCUCCUACCCCAUGACCUACACCCAGGCGUCGGGCUACAACCAGGGAUACACGGGCACCUCGUCCUACUUCACCGGGAUGGACUGCGGCUCCUACCUGUCGCCGAUGCACCACCAGCUGUCCGCCGCCGGCUCAGCCGCCAUGAGCCCGAUGGGCGGCCACAUGAGCCCCGCGUCCGCGCUCUCCUCCUCGUCGUACGGAGCGGCGGAUCUGGGCUUCAGCGGCGCCGCAGACUGUCUGGACUACAAGGACCAAACAGCCUCGUCGUGGAAACUCAAUUUCAACGCGGACUGUUUGGAUUAUAAAGACCAAUCGGCGUGGAAAUUUCAGGUGUUGUGAGCGCUUUUUACGCACGAACACGACCCAACUUCUACAUCGGACAGAGGACUGGCGGCUGCGUGUGUCACUUGUUGGACAUUCAGACAAACUUCUCCUUAAACUUUGAUCGUGGACGCGGAACAAAUUGACCAAAA
Thalassophryne amazonica is the source of this 1043-nucleotide messenger RNA. RefSeq names its product homeobox protein OTX2-like. Gene Ontology annotation, biological process: regulation of transcription by RNA polymerase II; multicellular organism development. Bases 40 to 909 code for a protein of 289 amino acids. Gene Ontology annotation, cellular component: nucleus. The record is from RefSeq and is a predicted model, not a curated record. Gene Ontology annotation, molecular function: DNA-binding transcription factor activity, RNA polymerase II-specific; RNA polymerase II cis-regulatory region sequence-specific DNA binding. NCBI's taxonomy places the organism in Eukaryota, Metazoa, Chordata, Actinopteri, Batrachoidiformes, Batrachoididae. The transcript is spliced from 3 exons.